AUUGAGUUACGGAAACACGACUUACUACUGUGGCAUCUUAUUAGCGACUUUAGCGGCAGCUAUUUUAGACGUUUACGCAAAAUUUCAACAAAUUGGAUAAGAAUUAUGUCUGCUUGGUCAGCUCUCCGCCGAUCUUCCCCGCUGACCAACCGCAUCUCCGGCGUUCAGCGCUUCCAUUUCCGUCAAUUCUCCGCCGCCGAACCAACUCCUGAAUCUGCUCAGUUUCAGAAGAAUCCUGGAGAUGAUCGAAAGAUCAAUUUGCUAGGAUGGAUUUCGGCCGGGGUUGUUACCAGCUCCGCCGUCGCCCUUUCUCUUCACUCCUUUUCUUCUUCUCCGCCGCAAUUAUCCUUCGCUGAAUGCUCGGCUCCAGCCGCCUCCACUACAUCAACAGCCGUUUCACAAUGGUCACCAGCUCAAAAAAAUAGUCAAUCUAAAUUUUUCUUCGGAGAGGCAUAUAGAAGGAAGAUAUUCUUUAAUUAUGAGAAACGCAUUAGAAUGCGGAGUCCUCCUGAGAAGGUGUUUGAAUAUUUUGCUUCCAUUCGUGCCGAUGAUGGAGAAGUUUUUAUGACACCAGCUGAUCUGAUGCGAGCACUUGUUCCUGUAUUUCCUCCCUCUGAAUCUAACCUUGUAAGAGAUGGAUAUCUCAGAGGGGAAAGGCGUCCGGGUGAAUUGCAUUGUGCGCCAUCAAACUUUUUUAUGCUUUUUGACACAAAUAGCGAUGGUCUAAUAUCAUUCAAAGAGUACUUAUUCUUUGUCACGCUUCUUAGUAUUCCAGAAUCAAGCUUUUCGGUAGCAUUCAAGAUGUUUGACCUGGACUGCAACGGCAAAAUAGACAGAGAGGAGUUUAAGAAAGUGAUGACUUUGAUGCGAGCUCACAAUAGGCAAGGUGCUGUACAGUGUACUGGACUUCGUGCAGGGCACAAAUUGCAUGGAUCACUGGAAAAUGGAGGCUUGUUGGAGUAUUUCUUCGGAAAGAAUGGCAAAGAUCUUCUUGAACAUGAUGUGUUCGUCCAAUUCCUAAGAAAUUUGCAUGAUGAAAUGGUGCAAUUAGAAUUUGCUCAUUACGACUACAAAUUACGAGGGACCAUAUCUGCCAAGGACUUUGCACUGUCAAUGGUUGCGUCAGCCGAUUUGAAGCACCUGAGUAAGCUGCUUGAUCGUGUUGAUGAUUUAGAUAACCAGCCAAAUAUUCACAAUAUUCGCAUUACCCCUGAGGAAUUUAAAAGUUUUGCCGAGAUACGGAGAAAGUUGCAGCCCUUUUCUUUGGCACUAUUUAGUUUUGGACAUAUCAAUGGGUUAUUGACGAGGAAUGAUCUACAGAGAGCUGCCCAACAAGUGUGUGGGAUAUAUCUCACUGACAAUGUCCUGGAUGUGAUCUUCCACGUUUUCGAUACAAACGAAGAUGGAAGUCUAAGUUCAGACGAGUUCGUGAGAGUUCUGCAAAAGCGAGAAAAGGAUAUAGCUCAUCCCACAGAAGCAGGUUUCUUUAGCUUUCUCUCAUGCUGUUGGCAUUGUUCAAACGCAAACUCGAUUUCUGCUAAGAUGUUAUCCUCGUGAGUUCGAGUUUCACCAACAUCGCGACAAGUCUUAUUUGUCAUAACCUGCUACACCUAACAUCUCUCCAUUGUAAUUCUUGGUUCCAGUUGAACUGAUAGGGAGCAGAUUUCGUAAUCGAAAUGUAUAGUUUUGUAUAAUAUAAACAUCUCACUAUUAUUGUUCCCUUCUUGUUGGUGUAUAUUAAUAUAAGGACUCGAUUUUAGUUGGGUUUUGAACUA
Messenger RNA from Salvia miltiorrhiza (redroot sage), 1775 nucleotides. Its product is annotated as calcium uptake protein, mitochondrial. The coding region runs from base 106 to 1557 and encodes 483 amino acids. Gene Ontology annotation, molecular function: calcium ion binding. Gene Ontology annotation, cellular component: uniplex complex. The record is from RefSeq and is a predicted model, not a curated record. NCBI's taxonomy places the organism in Eukaryota, Viridiplantae, Streptophyta, Magnoliopsida, Lamiales, Lamiaceae. The transcript has 7 exons. Gene Ontology annotation, biological process: mitochondrial calcium ion homeostasis; calcium import into the mitochondrion.